AUGACUGUGAUUUUGAUCAAAGCCGGGCUGAACUUGAACCCGGAGGCGAUGCAGAGGCUGAGCUGCCUGGUGGUCCGACUCGCCUUCACGCCCUGCUGUGUCGAAGCGGUCUCGGUCAUGUUGGCCGCCCACUUCAUCCUCAAAGUCCCCCUCGUUUGGGGUCUGCUCAUGGGUUUUGUGAUCGGAGCGGUUUCUCCUGCAAUUUUGGUUCCGUCGCUGCUCAAGUUGCAAAAGGCGGGUUUCGGCGGCCAAAGUGGGAUCCACACGCUGGGCAUCGCAGCCUCCACCAUCGACGACAUCCUCGCCAUUUCCGCGUUCGGAAUCAUUUCCGGACUUAUUUUUGAGCACGGCACUCUAGUUGGCGACCUGAUCAAAGGGCCUGUCGAGGUUGUCCUGGGAAUCUCCGCAGGCGUCUUGUUUGGCCUGCUGACGAUUUACCUCCCUCACGGCUCUGAUAAAAAUGUGGUGCCGUUGCGAGUUUUCCUCCUUUUCUCCGGCGGAAUCUCGUUUCUGUUCGGGGCUCACCGUCUCGGGUACGAAGGCGCCGGACCACUGGCCUGCAUGAUCUCUUCUUUUGUGGCCAGUUGUGGAUGGAAUUUGAGUGACGAUGACCCCAAGGUCGUGCAAGAGGUGACAAGAGCGUUCUCCGGAAUUUGGUUUGUUUUUGAGCCGAUCCUGUUCAGUUUGAUCGGCGCCGACAUUCAACUGUCCCACCUGACAAUGGAGAUGCUUGGCAAAAGUUUGGCCGUGCUUGGCCUGGCUCUUCUGAUGAGGUUUGCGGCCGCGUACUUGGUGACAUUUGGUGGAGUUUUCCAGAAAAAGGAGAGGCUUUUUUUAGCGAUCGCGUGGAUGCCAAAGGCCUCCGUGCAAGGCCUGUUGGGGCCGAUCGCCCUCGAGAUGGCCACACAAGCCGCCGAUCAAACCGCGAUGAUCUACGGCGAAUACAUAUUGACCGUCGCAGUUUUGUCAAUUCUUUUGACUGCGCCGGCAGGAGCGAUUGCGAUUAAACUGGCUGGUUCGAGACUCUUGCAGAAAUCAUAG
Neocloeon triangulifer is the source of this 1041-nucleotide messenger RNA. Its product is annotated as sodium/hydrogen exchanger 9B2-like. The coding region runs from base 1 to 1041 and encodes 346 amino acids. Gene Ontology annotation, biological process: proton transmembrane transport. Gene Ontology annotation, molecular function: antiporter activity. Gene Ontology annotation, cellular component: membrane. The record is from RefSeq and is a predicted model, not a curated record. The transcript has 7 exons. NCBI's taxonomy places the organism in Eukaryota, Metazoa, Arthropoda, Insecta, Ephemeroptera, Baetidae.